Molecule: messenger RNA, 1494 nt
Organism: Lates calcarifer (barramundi perch)
Lineage: Eukaryota; Metazoa; Chordata; Actinopteri; Centropomidae
Gene: btg4
Product: B-cell translocation gene 4
Exons: 4
Coding region: 318-1142 (274 amino acids)
Biological process (GO): negative regulation of mitotic cell cycle; negative regulation of cell population proliferation
Cellular component (GO): nucleus; cytoplasm
Source: RefSeq, a predicted model, not a curated record
GAGGAGGGAGUGACUCUUUUGUAUCUGAACAAGCUGCUGCUUCAUACACAGAUUCAGACAGUUAUAAAUAUACAUAUGUUAUUUAUUGGUGUAGCAGCAUUAGAAAUCAAAGCUGAGUUCUCUCCAGAGCUGCAGCAGCAAAUCUGUUUGCUUCCAGUUUGUCUUGUUAGUUUUAUUUGUUAUCUUUUGUUUUUCUGUGACAGUAGGAUCAACCUACACGUGUUUUAUUGUCUGAGGAGUUUUUAACAGUACAGGAUUCGGCUUGCUGAGCCUGGCUGGGUUUAUUAAACGAGAGGUUAGAGAGCGAGUGUGUAGUCAUGAAGGAGGAGAUCGCUGCUGCUGUGUUCUUUGUGGCUCGGCUGGUGAAGAGAUAUGGCUGUCUGGAUAAUGACAGCAGGGAGCGAUUUGCUGCCGCCCUCACCUCCGUUCUGUUUGAGAACUACAAGAACCACUGGCACCCCAGCGCACCCACCAAGGGACAGGCCUACAGGUGUCUGCGUAUGAACCGUGUGCGGCUACAGGACCCGGUGCUGCAGCAGGCCUGUGAGCGCAGUACGGUACGGUACGAGGAUCUCGGCCUUCCCCUGGAGCUGACGGUGUGGGUUGACCCCGGAGAGGUGUCCUGCAGGUACGGCGAACACAGCACUCCUUUCUGCGUUUCUGUGGUGGACAGCUGUCGGCGUGGAGAUGGGGAGUUUUCCCGCCGCAUCCAUGACGCUGUGGAGCGGGCGAGCCUUGACGUCCAAUCAGGAAGCUCCUCAGACGAGGAGGAGGGGGGCGGAGACAACAGCAUGAGCAGCAGCAGCAGCAGCAGCAGCAGCAGCAGCAGCGUCGGCCUGUCAGCGACUGUCUGCCCUGCUCCAGCCCCACCCACCAACCCUGAACCCAAAACCAUCCCAACUGUCAGCAACCCCAACAGCGUCUAUCGGUUCAGUGAGUUUUCUCCUGGCGCCCCUCAGACCUGGCUGAGGGAGAAGCGAAAGGCCUUCGCCGGGGACUCCUUCCCACCUCACGUUCCCCCGCCUGGAGGUCCGACCUCCCAGUUCUCCGGCCAGAAAGGCUUCAAGUCCUACCGAGCCACGUUCACCUUCACUGGGCCUCGCGUUGACAAGUACCACUGGGUCAGUAAAUCCCGAUCCUAGGGCGAACCAAGCCUUCAACCCAGAACCAGAGCAGGGUCGCUGCUCGGGACAGCAGCUGCGGUGCCGGAUCAAAGCACCAUGGGGGGAAAAAAGUGUCAGGACAGUUUAUGUAUCUUUAAAGGAUGAGAGUUUAUUAUUCAUAUAUGGUUUAAAGUAAUAAUGAUUUAAAGGAAUGCUGUCAAAGCAUGUUUUUACAGAUUGAAUUAUUCAAGUAUUUUAACUAAAACCUUCCCUUCUAAAUGUGUUUUUAAAUUAAAGUAAGUGUGAAUAAAGUAACAUUGAACUGUCAUUGAAAAGAAAUAAAAGCGUCUUGUCAGCUCUGCUGGUUAUUCUAAAGUGGUUCUUCUGUUUC